AUGGUGCGCCUGGCGGCGGAGCUGCUGCUGCUGUUGGGGCUGCUGCUGCUCACGCUGCACAUCACGGUGCUGCGCGCUUCGGGAGGCGCCGACGGGCCCGACACGGCCGAGGGCAACGCCAGCCGGGCCCAGCUGCAGAAUAACCUCAACAUGGAAAGUGAUUCCACAUUGGAAACCAACUUUCCUCUCUCCAAGGAAGCAGCAGGGGAGCAUCCAGACGACCAGACUGCACACCAACCCUUUCCCAGACAGCGAUUCCAGCAAGAGACGGGGCAUCCUUCACUGCAGAGAGAUGGCCCCAGAUCUUUUCUCCUUGAUCUACCAAACUUUCCAGAUCUUUCCAAAGCUGAUAUCAAUGGGCAGAAUCCAAAUAUCCAGGUCACCAUAGAGGUGGUCGACGGUCCCGACUCUGAAGCAGAUAAAGAUCAGCAUCCGGAGAAUAAGCCCAGCUGGUCAGUCCCAUCCCCCGACUGGCGGGCCUGGUGGCAGAGGUCCUUGUCCUUGGCGAGGGCAAACAGCGGGGACCAGGACUACAAGUACGACAGUACCUCAGACGACAGCAACUUCCUCAACCCCCCCAGGGGGUGGGACCGUCCGGCCCCAGGCCACCGGACUUUUGAAACCAAAGAGCAGCCAGAAUAUGAUUCCACAGAUGGUGAGGGUGACUGGAGUCUCUGGUCUGUCUGCAGUGUCACGUGCGGGAAUGGCAACCAGAAACGGACCCGAUCUUGUGGCUACGCAUGCACCGCCACGGAAUCUAGGACCUGUGACCGUCCCAACUGCCCAGACACGCUGCUUGCAAACCAGAAAUACUUGGAACAAAAAAAGAAGUGGAAAGAGAGAGAGGAAGGGUCAGAGAUAGAGGAAGGAUUGGGAAUUGAAGACACUUUCAGGACAGCUGCCACUGAAGUGAGUCUGCUUGCGGGAAGCGAGGAGUUUAAUGCCACCAAACUGUUUGAAGUUGACACAGACAGUUGUGAGCGAUGGAUGAGCUGCAAAAGCGAGUUCUUAAAGAAAUACAUGCACAAGGUGAUCAAUGACCUGCCCAGCUGCCCCUGCUCCUACCCCACGGAGGUGGCCUACAGCACAGCCGACAUCUUCGACCACAUCAAGCGCAAGGACUUCCGCUGGAAGGACGCCAGCGGGCCCAAGGAGAAGCUGGAGAUCUACAAGCCCACAGCCCGGUACUGCAUCCGCUCCAUGCUGUCCCUUGAGAGCACCACGCUGGCUGCCCAGCACUGUUGCUAUGGUGACAACAUGCAGCUCAUCACCCGGGGCAAAGGGGCCGGCACGCCCAACCUCAUAAGCACCGAGUUCUCCGCAGAACUCCACUACAAAGUGGACGUCCUGCCCUGGAUCAUCUGCAAGGGCGACUGGAGCAGGUACAACGAGGCGCGGCCGCCCAACAACGGGCAGAAGUGCGCAGAGAGCCCCUCGGAUGAGGACUACAUCAAACAGUUCCAAGAGGCCAGGGAGUAUUAACGAGACGGGGCAGAGGCGGAGAGAUGCUGCCUUUGGUUUUGUGACAAACGCUUUGCACUGAUCCGCCGGCUGGCACCCGGUCCUUCCUAUCCGCCUGUGUGUAUAUCUGUAUAUACUACACGAGUAUUUUUUAUAAAUCACACUAGGGGUGUGCGCCGGCCCUGAAGCCAUCCUUGCCAUGUACAGUGCCUACAGACCUCCUCGAAGUCUUACCCCUCCCGGGGGCGUGUGGGCAGGAGGCUGGGAGGACAGAGAGGCCUGAGGAAGAAACCGGGAAGCCACAGUGGGUGUGAUUCAGGUCACACCCCAGGAUCCGGUGUUUCCCAGAGAAGCGAAGGGAGAGAGAGACUCAAGUUGGAAACGUUAUGAGCAGUCUUUCUAUAUAACUUAUUUAACACGAAUGAUGUGACUUAAGCUUAACCUUUUCUCUGGAGUUGUCCUUGUGAAACUCGUCACUUCUGUGAGAGUUCGAAAAGAAAGGGGCUUAGGGAAGUGGAAGAGAAAGGGAAAUUUUAAAUGAUUUCUUUAAAAAUAAAUAAUGCAACAAGAAAACACCCACUUUAAACCAAAGGUUUUUUAGUCCUAAGGCACCUUGCUGGAGUUGCAGAUGCCAAAAUUCCCUUGCCUCAGAUUGGGUAGCAGUUGGGGAUAUUUUUAAUAGCAAAUCUGAGGCCUGGUUUUAAAUAGGCUUUAAAAUAAAAGGCCAAUACUAACCGAAUUCUCUGAUUUCACUAAAAUGCCCCCAAAGAGUAGAAUUUCUGCUUGGUAGGUUCAGAAGACUGCAGGAAGUUCAGACAUAAAAAACAAGGAGUAGCACUUUUCCAAAGGAAAAAGUAAAAGAAAAAAAAAAAAAGAGAAAUGAGACAAGAAUAUGGACUUCAUUUCACUUAUUUUAAUACCAUCUUAAUUUUUUCUCCACCAAUUUAUUCCCAGUAAAUAAAUAUAAAAGGGGUGGAAGGGCUGAAGUCUGGGAAACCCUAAUUUUUAUAUAUAUAUUUUAAGAAAGGGGAAAAAUUUCAUUAUUUUUGUAAAGUAUUUAUUGAGUCAUUGGGUCUUGUGCAUCAGGCAAUUGUAAGAUGACCUGAUUCUGAAGGGCGGAAUUUAGGGGAAUAAAGAGUUGGUUUUCAUGCAAACUCACUUGCAAAACUUCAGGAAAAGAGAAAUAUAUAUAAAUAUAUAUAUUAUAUAUAUAA
Lepus europaeus (European hare) is the source of this 2675-nucleotide messenger RNA. RefSeq names its product isthmin 1 (gene ISM1). Gene Ontology annotation, biological process: negative regulation of angiogenesis. The transcript has 7 exons. The record is from RefSeq and is a predicted model, not a curated record. The coding region runs from base 1 to 1482 and encodes 493 amino acids. Lineage: Eukaryota; Metazoa; Chordata; Mammalia; Lagomorpha; Leporidae.